Messenger RNA from Columba livia (rock pigeon), 11405 nucleotides. RefSeq names its product nuclear factor of activated T cells 5 (gene NFAT5). The record is from RefSeq and is a predicted model, not a curated record. Gene Ontology annotation, molecular function: transcription factor binding; RNA polymerase II cis-regulatory region sequence-specific DNA binding; DNA-binding transcription factor activity, RNA polymerase II-specific. Gene Ontology annotation, biological process: calcineurin-NFAT signaling cascade; cytokine production; regulation of transcription by RNA polymerase II. The transcript has 14 exons. Bases 297 to 4829 code for a protein of 1510 amino acids. Lineage: Eukaryota; Metazoa; Chordata; Aves; Columbiformes; Columbidae. Gene Ontology annotation, cellular component: transcription regulator complex.
CCCGCGGUCGCGCAGGCGCAGAGCGGGGCCGGAGGGGGCGGCCGGGCGCGUUCUGUUGGCAGCAGCCGGUGCCUGUCAGCGGCGGCGGGUGGCGGUGCCCGGUGCCUACGGCGAGCGGAGCCCCCGGCCUGGCCCGACCCGGCCCGAUUCGCGGCCCCGACGUGCGGAGCGCCGCGCUCUCGCCUGCCGGUGUCUCCCCUCCGCACCCCGGGGCUGCGGAGGCAGCAGCGCCCCCAUCCCGGCCCGGCCCCCUCCUCCCGCCGCCCCCCUCGCCCCUGCUGGGCCGCGGAGCUGCGAUGCCCUCGGACUUCAUCUCUCUGCUCAGCGCCGACCUCGACCUCGAGUCCCCCAAGUCCCUCUACUCCAAGGAAUCUGUCUAUGACCUUCUCCCGAAGGAGCUGCAGUUACCACCUUCCAGAGAAACUUCUGUAGCAUCCAUGAGCCAGACGAGCGGUGGCGAGGCCGGUUCGCCGCCUCCUGCUGUAGUUGCUGCUGAUGCUUCUUCAGCUCCUUCCUCUUCCUCCAUGGGCGGUGCUUGCAGCUCCUUUCCCGCCUCUUCCAGCGCCGCCGUUUGCUCUACCUCAGUCACCGACAGCAAGGCUAUGCAAGUGGAGAGCUGCUCCUCAGCCGUGGGGGUAAGUACCCGAGGGGUAAGUGACCCGCAGUUCACCAGUCACACGGCCCCGCCGCCCGCGCCGAAGAGACACACAGUCCUGUACAUCUCGCCGCCACCCGAGGACCUGCUGGACAACAGUCGGAUGUCCUGCCAGGAUGAGGGCUGUGCGCUGGAGUCCGAGCAGAGCUGCAGUAUGUGGAUGGAGGAUUCACCCUCCAACUUCAGUAACAUGAGCACCAGUUCCUACAAUGAUAACACUGAGGUGCCACGUAAAUCACGCAAACGAAACCCAAAGCAGAGGCCAGGGAUCAAACGCCGAGAUUGCGAAGAGUCCAACAUGGAUAUAUUUGAUGCCGACAGUGCCAAAGCGCCUCACUAUGUCCUUUCUCAGCUCAGCACGGACAGCAAAGGCAACUCUAAAGCAGGAAAUGGAGCAUCGGAGACCCCGAAGGGCGCUGGGGGGAAGAAGACGCCCAUGUUGUGUGGUCAGUACCCGACCAAGAGCGAGGGGAAGGAGCUGAAGAUCGUGGUGCAGCCGGAGACCCAGCACCGGGCUCGGUACCUGACAGAGGGCAGCCGGGGCUCGGUGAAGGACCGCACGCAGCAGGGCUUCCCCACCGUGAAGCUGGAAGGUCACAACGAGCCGGUGGUGCUGCAGGUGUUCGUGGGGAACGACUCUGGUCGGGUGAAGCCACACGGGUUCUACCAGGCCUGCAGGGUCACCGGGAGAAACACUACUCCCUGUAAAGAGGUGGAUAUAGAGGGAACGACUGUUAUUGAGGUUGGACUGGACCCAAGCAACAAUAUGACACUUGCGGUUGAUUGCGUGGGAAUACUGAAGCUGAGAAAUGCAGAUGUUGAAGCCAGGAUAGGGAUUGCUGGUUCCAAGAAAAAAAGCACACGUGCUAGGCUGGUGUUUCGUGUUAACAUCACUCGCAAAGAUGGUUCAACUUUGACUCUUCAGACACCUUCUUCCCCAAUCUUGUGCACUCAGCCCGCAGGAGUUCCAGAGAUCCUAAAGAAAAGUCUGCACAGUUGUUCCGUGAAGGGCGAAGAGGAAGUUUUUCUGAUUGGCAAGAACUUUCUAAAGGGAACAAAAGUGAUUUUCCAAGAGAACGUUUCUGAUGAGAAUUCAUGGAAGGCAGAAGCUGAAAUAGACAUGGAAUUAUUUCAUCAGAAUCACCUUAUUGUGAAGGUGCCACCAUAUCACGACCAGCAAAUAACCUCAGCUGUUUCUGUGGGAAUAUACGUGGUGACCAACGCUGGCAGAUCACACGAUGUGCAGCCAUUUACCUACACUCCAGAUACAUCUGGUACUCUGAAAGUUAAUGUGAAGAAGGAAAUCUCCAGCCCAGCCCAACAUUGUUCUUUUGAAGAGGCUAUAAAAGCAGUGAAAGCCACCAGCUGUAACCUGGAGAAGGUGAACAUGCUUCCUAGUGCCUUGAUAACUCCGCUUAUGCCAAGCAGUAUGAUUAAGAAUGAAGAUGUGUCUCCAAUGGAAGUAAGUGCAGAAAAAAGGUCUCCCCCUGUCUUCAAGGCUUCAAAUGUGGUUGGACCAACUCAGCAAACAUUGGAAAACAGUAUGUCCGGCAUAUCAACUUCUGCUUCCCAUUUACCUUCUGAAAAUGAAAACCAGCAACAAAUCCAGCCGAAGGUGUAUAAUACAGAGACACUAACUACUAUCCAAACACAGGAUAUUUCCCAGCCUGGUAACUUUUCCACAGUCUCUACUUCGGGUCAGCUGCAGAACAGCGAUGCAUUAUUGCAGCAAGCUGCACAGUUCCAACCGAGAGAUUCCCAGACCAGGGAAGUCUUGCAAUCAGAUGGCACAGUGGUCACUUUGUCACAAUUAACUGAUGCAUCACAACAACAACAGUCUUCACUCUCGGAACCAGCACAGACGUUGCAGCAACAGAUUUCAUCGAGUAUUUUCUCAUCGGCGAGCGGUGUGAGUCAGUUACAGAACACUAUCCAGCAGCUGCAGGCUGGAAAUUUCCCAACCAACACUGCCACCGGCAGCAACAGAAACGUUGACUUGGUGCAACAGGUACUGGAAGCUCAACAGCAGUUAUCUUCUGUUUUAUUUUCUGGUUCAGACAGCAGUGAGGAUGUUCAAGAUCAGCUAAAUGCAGAUAUCUUUCAACAAGUUAGCCAGAUACAAAAUAGUGUCAAUUCUGGGAUAUUUUCCUCAUCAGACACAGCUGUCCAUUCCAGACCAGAGAACCUUCUGCCUGGACGAGCUGAAAAUGUUCACUCUCAGCCUGAAAACGCAUUGUCCAACCAACAGCAACAACAACAGCAGCAGCAGCAACAGGCGAUGGAGACUUCUGCGGCAAUGGUGAUGGGAAUCCAACAGAACAUUUGCCAAGCUGCAACGCAGAUGCAGUCUGAUCUGUUCUCAUCAGCGACGUCAGGGAACGGAGCCCUCCAGCAGUCACCUGUUUACCAGCAGGCCUCUCACAUGAUGAGCGGGUUAUCCACAAGUGAAGACAUGCAGAUGCAGUGUGAGUUAUUCUCUUCAUCUCCCGGUGUGUCUGGAGGUGAGGCCGCCCCCGCUGCUCAGCCACAGGUCUCCAACAACGGACCUUCUAUGUUUCAGGCAUCAAAUUCUGCAGAUGGAGAAGAAGCUUCAGGUCAGAAUAAACAGAUGCAAAGUACAGUGUUUCAGACCAUGGUUCAAAUGCAGCACAGUGGAGAAAGUCAGUCUCAAGUUAACCUCUUUUCAUCUACCAAAAACAUGAUGACUGUUCAGGCAAGUGGAACCCAACAGCAAGGAGGUGGGCUGUUCCAGCAAGGCGGAGAAAUCAUGUCUAUUCAGUCGGGAAGCUUUAUGCAGCAGUCUCCACAUUCACAAGCUCAGCUUUUUCACUCUCAGAAUCCUAUUGGUGAUGCUCAAAAUAUAUCACAGGAAGCACAAGGCUCUAUUUUUCACAGUCCAAAUUCCAUUGUGCACAACCAGCCCAGUACCAAUUCCUCAGACCAGCUGCAGCCUCCAAUGUUCCACUCGCAGAACGCCAUGGGAGUGUUGCAGAGCUCCUCCGUUCCUCAAGACCAGCAGUCUGCCAACAUGUUCCUUUCCCAGAGUUCUAUGAGCAACCCUGCAACUCAGGACGAACAGAUGUCCUUCUUUACAAGCCCAAAUCCCAUUUCUCCUCUUCAGGCAGCAAACAACACUGAACAGCAGACUUCUUUCCAGCAGCAGCCGCAGAUAGCUCAUAUCCAGAGCUCCAUGCUUCCCCAGGACCAGCCCCAGCCCCAGCCUGCUCAGCAGGGUUUGUUUCAGUCCCAGGUGUCGCUGGGCUCCAUGCAGUCCAGCUCACUUCCCCAGAACCAGCAAGGAGCCAUCUUCCAGCCUCAGCAUUCGAUAGUUGCUAUUCAGAGCAGUCCUCCAUCCCAAGAGCAGCAGCAGCAGCAACAGCAGAACAUGAUGUUCAGUAACCAAAAUGCAAUGAGUACAAUUGCUUCUCAAAAACAGAACAUGAUUUUCAAUCCAAAUCAAAGCCCAGUUGCCAAUCAGGAGCAACAGGGCCAGUCCAUUUUUCAUCCACAGACUAACAUGGCACCAAUGAACCAGGAGCAGCAGCCCCUGCAAUUCCAGAGUCAAACACCAGUGUCUUCUCUUCAGAACCCGGGGUCCAGCCAGGCCGAAGCACAGCAGCCAGCCAUCUUCCAUAACUCACCCCAGAUUCAGCUGGUGCAAGGGUCACCGAGUUCCCAAGAGCAACAAGUCACCCUCUUCAUCUCCUCAGCUUCCAUGUCUGCCCUGCAGAGCGGCAUGAGCCAGCCGGAGCUGCAGCAGUCUCCCAUGUACUCUUCUCAAAACAGCAUGGCAGGAAUGCCGGGACCUGCUUCUCCUCCACAGCAACAAGCUGCUUUAUUUCACAGCACAGCAGGAGGAGCCAUCAACCAGCUGCAGAAUUCUCCUGCCUCAUCUCAGCAAACGUCAGGAAUAUUCCUCUUUGGCAUUCAAAACAACUGCGGGCAGCUGCUGCCGUCGGGGCCGGCGGCACUGCCGGAGGAGCUGAUGGCCAUGGGGCAGGCCGGGCAGGCGCAGAGCGAGGCACAGGCGGCCGUGCCCACGCUGCUCUCCCAGCAGAUCUCCGAGACCCCUCCGCUGCCCUCAGCCAUGGCAACCAACCAGAACAUGGAGAAAAUAGGAGAUCUGCUUGUGUCCUUGCAAAACCAGGGGAACAAUAUGGCUGGCUCGUUUUAAUUAGUCAAAAGUUCUUUGAAGAAAAAAGUGAUGAUUUCCCAGAUCCUCUCAGACCUUCCGACUCUGGAUUAGGCUUUGUGGAACCAAUUGCUUCUGUCAGAAAGCGGCCCUCUUCUCUAAAGAGCACACACGUGGCCAAGUGCAGCGUCUGGCACCUCGGGCUGUGCCCGCAGUAUUUGGGAUUUGUAGUGCCAAUAACACUGAAAAGCUAUGCUUGUGGGGUUGUACUGUUACCAGACUCCUAAACCGCAUUGACAGUGGGGUGCUCUUUUAAUUUAAAGCAUAUCUGGUCAGUUAUUAUUGAUGUUAGAAGGUAAUACGUGUUACCAUGUUUACUUUUUUUUUUUCCCCUCCUCUUCCUUCUUCACAUCCCUUCUUUUGACUAGAAAAGCUUGUGAAGCAGAAACAUCAAAUGCCUGUGACAUGAGCCGUGACUCGUAGCUGUCAGCAAGGGAAGGGACUGUGUGUUCUACAGUCGAGUGGGAGAGCUAAUACUGCAAUUUAUUAAUUACAGUAGAUGGCAGUGAAAAUAUUGAUAACUGUAAUAAAUAAGCAGAGAAUUGCGUAGAUAGCCAGAGGUGGGGGCUUCCCAUCGGAGAAUGUGACUAACGGUUUUCCACAUCUCUUACUGUACAUAGAGCGAGGGUUUGGUGGCUCCAACAGCAUGAAGAAAUGAAGGGGAACUUUCCCUGAAAUUUUGCUCUUAAAAUCUUACCUUCAGCUUGGAAGAACCGUUCUGCCUGGCUGAGGAAAGAAACGCAUGGCCCGUGUGGGUUAGAACCUGCUCGGGCUGCGUUAUCCCUUCUCAGACCUGCGUUCUCCCUUUCAUUCUUCUCAUAGUUUUCCGUUUCUCUCCCUCAGUUUCAUACUGUGUUUUUUAAAAAAAGACAUAAAUAUCCUACUGGCUUCAAACAUCAGGAGCAGCUUUUAGGAAUCCAUGGCAUUCAGUUGCUUAGUCAGUGGGAGCUUUGACAAACAAUCCAGGAUUAAGGAGAGAGGAGGCACUUUCCCCAGCACCUUGUGAAUGCAGAACUCCCCCUUAGCUGGGCAUUUUCCAGCUGUUACUGGUGGAAAUCUUCAGCUUGGCUUUACUCCAAGUAGGGGGCAAAUUACAUCAUUUUUAAGCAUUCUUGAAAAUGUCACUUCAUCCUGGGCUGUUGCGUCUUUGUAGCACAUUGAGCUCAUUGCACCUUUGAAGUGAUUUUUUUUUCCCUACCAACAGUCCCCCAAGUCCAGUUUGUCAUGUCUCAAUUGAAAAAAUGUUACAGAAUGUAAAACCAACCCACUCCAGACCACGCGGUUGUCUUGUGAGGCAUGUGCAUUUUCGGGGGGCUCCGACUCCGGGACAGCUGGUGAUUUCUCACCACAGCCUCGUCCCCGUUUGGGAGCUGUUGCUGCGGUUGGAGCGGAGCAGCUCGCGCCGGCGGCUGCCAUGCCUUGGUAGGGUGUAGGCGGUAUCAUGUCCUUCUUCAUUUUUGUUAUUUGAAAUAACAAAGAAUAGUCUGUAAAUGGUUUUUAAGUUACUCUAGUCUGUUUACUGUGUGUUUUUCCCUUUCCUUGUGUGCGUAGUUGAGCCGUGUAGAGUUUUUGUUUGUUUUAAUGGAUUUUCCUGUUUGUCCGUCUGUCAUAACGUUCACUUGCUCUUUCUGUCUCUCUUUCUCUCUCUCAUUGAGAGGCAUUGAAUUACGUUUUCAGUAGUAAGGCUUCUUGCCGAUAUGAAGGGAACUUUUCAGAAAGAGACCUGCUCUGGGUCAUUUAAUUUUGAAUACAGUUUUCAAUCGUUCAAGUUUUGGAUGGUUUAUAUCUAAUGUGUGUUUCAUUUUUUUGGAAAGCUAUAUUUUGUAUUUAGGAAAUGGUAUACUAUUUUGCUACUUGUACUGAGUGAGUACAUUGGCAUAAAUAUAAAAAUUUAUAUAUAUACAUAUAUAUAAAAUAUUCUUUUUGCCACACAUUUUUGUGGUAAAUUUGUGAGUUUGUCUGAUGUUCUACCACAACGUGGCGUCUGAUAACAGUGGGGUGGGGUGGGGUUUGUUAUGUCUUUAUUGAGUAUUUAAGUACUUUUUGCAACAUAAAUAACUUGUUCAUCUCUCGCCAUUCCAUCAGGCAGUUUAUCGUUCCAGCUACGAGAAGCUUCUCUGUGUGUUUUGGUGCGUCUGUCCCUCAGCAGUGUGAGCUAGGAAGGAAACCCGUAGGCGUUUAGGCACGUAGAAGAUAAUGGGGUUUCAUUCAGAAUGAGCCAUUCAGCUUUUAUCCACUAUCAUUGUCUAUUUAAUAUUUUAUUAUUAGCGCCUCUGUGUUUUAACUCUUAAUUUAUGAUUAUGCUAAAAUGUUUAAAAUUUUAAUCAUGAGAAAAAGAAUUUCCUGCUUCAUAAUGUCCAGAGCUGCUUUGUAACCCUGAACCAUAUUUUUUCUUUCUGUGAUUUUUUUUUUUUUUUUUUCCUCUUUUUCUUCUGCUAAGACAAAAUAUUAACGAAAUCCUGUUAUGGUUCAUGACAUGCAAACAGCAAUCUUGCAGCGUUGACUAAACGUUAGAUGAGGCUUUGUAGAAGACUCAGAAUUAUGGACCGAAACGACUUCCAGGGGGUCCUGGCAGUCGACAGCUGGUUACUCCAGAGCGAACUGGUGGCUUUUGCAGGAUGGCAGUCCCGGAACAAGCUGGCGGUGCCACCCGGGGCCCUCAUACACAGAAAUAGGAAUGAGAACUUGGCUGUGUGCUGCUCCUGUUGUGUUGUUCGAAGGGUUUAUCCUCACGUCGAGGUGCUGUCAGUGCCAAGUGACCAGGGACCAAUUCUCCAUUUAAUAAGGUGGGUGUCCAAGAGAGAACGUUACCCAAGACAGCUCCAGGGGAAGGGUAUGUUUGAACUGUCUGUGGAUUUUAGGUCGCUUAUGAAAAGAAGAGGAAUAAAAAAGUGUAAAAAAAAAAAAAAAAAAAAAAAAGAUAAUAAUAAAAAAAAAAAUAAAAAGGGCUGUACUAUCACAUUUUUCACUUCUGGAUGACACCUUGUGUUAAAUUUAUCUUGUUCAUUUUAGGUCAAUGUGUAAAUGUACAACACUUUGAACAUGUGAUUUGGUUACAAAAAGUAUUUGUCUUACGAAUGAAGAGCUUGCUCAGCGGUGGGUCAGUGCUGCUCGCAGACGGCUGCUGCGGGCGCAUGAACCCGUCACGGGCUCACGGCGGGCUGCAGGAUUCCAUGGCAGAAAGACCAACAGCAGCGUGAGCCACAUCUGGAUUUGAUCAGAGUCCUGAACAUGUCCUUUGGUGAUUUAAGUAGUUGAUAAUUGGAGCUUACUCUGCUUCUUUUGUUGUUUUAAUCCCCGCGGUUGCCCCUGCUCCGGAGCGCUUUGCUGCAGAGGAGCUGCCAUGUGGCAUCUGCUCCGCUCGGCUUGAGGAGGUCAGACUGAGGUAUCGGUGUCUCCACAUUUAACAUCAUUGUAAAGAGGGAGUUACUGUCAAAUCCACGAAGCAGCGGUUAACUAGAAGAAGAUACAGCUUGGUGAAAAAUGAGAAACGGCAGAGCUGCGUGUUUGGGAUGCGGUUUCUAAAGGUUGUUUUCUCCUGUGGCUGAAGCGCUCCCUCUUAAAAGAAUCGGUAGAUCUGAGUCUCCUUACCAAAGCCAAGCUGUGCCCCCAGCUGCGUGUGCUGGGCACGGCGGGUCCCACAACAGCCGGGUUGGAUCCAGGUUAAAUCCCCAGGCGUGGCUUUGGCGCACAUCUCUAGGGUGCUUACACCCUGCUAAUAUAUAUUAAAAAAGUCAUGUGAAUAACACCUAUGAGCUCUCAGCUGAACAUCUCCUCUGGCAGGAAGUGAUUGGAGCUUCGCGCUUAAUUAGCAAGUUCACAUGUUGUUAAUGGCCUCUUCACUGCUGAUCUUUCAACCAUUAUUCAAGUCAAAUACUUUGCUGUUACUUUAAUAGAAAAAUAUUUCAAGAAGUAGUUUCAGCUUUUCUGUUUCAAAGUGGGUAUUUAUUUAAACACCAACCUUUUAUUAUAAUUACCUUUAAUUACUGACAGGGUGGUUACUUCCUAUUUAGUUUUGAUGUAGACUAAAGUAUGAGCAGUUAAUUGUUUGUAACUUGGGCAGGUUUUUGUACUGGAAAUAUUCAGAGUCUGGGCAGCUCUAUCAGUGGACAUUCCCCUACCUUAGAGAAAUGGAAUUUUUUUAAAGUGGCUGUUGUGGUUUUGAUUUAGGAUGUAGAUUUAAAAAAGAAAACGUCUGAACAGAUUUUCUGCUCCAGAUUCCUCAGAACGCCAGAUGAAUCAGCAGCUUGCGUUCAUCUUAAAUGUAGUUUAAAUCACUGAGUCGUGGGAAAGGGCUAAGGCAGCCAGAGGUGGUUCCCCGAGGGUACGUGUGUGUGUGCACACACGUGUGACGGUUCGUUAAGGGUUAGAACAGGAUUUUGCUGUCGGGUUUUGGGUCUCGUGGCUCUGGGACCUGCGGGGUCUGUCCCGGGUUGAACGGGGCUGCUCCGCUCGGCCCGUGGGCAGGAACAUCCAGCACUGGUGGCUUCUCGUUAGCACAAAACUUCUUCAAGGAAGAAGUGCUUCUUAUGUUCGGAGGGCCUGGUGGCAGCUCCGUUAUUGUGGGAGCUAAAAGGAAACUGGUACUGAGUUGCUUUGUUUGUGGCUUUUGUGUUACUUUGGGGUUUUUCGGGAUAGAUUGUGAGCACUUUGUUCGUAUUCAGACCAAUUCUGCCAGUUGAAUGGGACAGGAGCCCCCUGGCCGGUCAGGUCUGCGCCGCCGCGGGCUGGGAACCCGGCGCAGGAUCCCUGCUGGAAACGGGGGAAUGUGCUUUGGAGAUGAGGAAACGCGGCAGCAGAUAAACUCCUGCACACGUGUCCUCGGAAUGGUCUCUGGUGGCUCUGGGCUCCGAGGGCUCACACGGGCAUUUUCUUUCUUACAGUCUGUAAAUAUGCAAUGCCUGUAUAUUCUAGGGUUAUAUAUGUAUAUAGAGGAUCAUAUAUCUAUUAUAUAUAAAUAACUAGUAGACACAUAUAAUACUGUUAUAUUUACAUUUUUAUAAACCUGAAACAAUAGAGCAUCUCCUUAGUAUGAGGUUAUUUACCGAGGUUUUGUAGUAAAGCAGUUGUAUGGACGCCGUUCAGUACUGUACGUGUGCCGCUGUUGGUAACAUUGCUCCAGAAACUUGCCCUGCUUGUGAACGUCACUAAUACCCGUGGGCUGAAAACAGAUUAACACUUUUGUAUUUUUAUAUCUUUUUUUAUGACGAUUGCCGGUGUGUUAGCAGAAGGGUAGAAGGGGCGGCCGUGGCAGUGGUGGGGUCGCUCUCUGCGCGUGUUAUUAAUCAGCAUAUUAAUCCGUUGUAUAAUCAGCAAAGGAUGCUGGCUGCUGCUCCGCUGGGUUGGUUUGGAUCGGGAAGGUGAAGCUUAACCUGUCGUUCCUCGUUCUCAUAAAGGCAGGCAUCCUGAUUUUUUUGUUUUUAGCUGACUUUGUACUGUAACAGUCACUGUCUAGGAAACCCUCCUUGAAAGCUGGUGCCAGCUCUCCUCGGUUUCCAGCCGUGAGGAGCCCUGCCCCGACUUGUACUGAUUCCUUACAGAUUGUCUGAGAAAUUAGACUCUACAAGAAUUCCAGUUCGUGGAUUUUGUCCACCAUGACUCUUCGUGCCAAGCCAGGCAUUAGGCAGUGACGGACCUGCUGUGGUGGGCCAGGCUGGGUCAGAGCCCUGUGCCGCAGCCCUGGCGGGUCUGAGCUCCGCGGAGCCGGAGCUGCCGUGGUUACUGCUGGUGAGCUGCUGCUGUUGCCCCACAGCGCUCAGGCGUGUGGGACGAGGGGUGUGAGGAUCCCCUGCUUGCGGUGGGACGUGCGCUGACACAGCGCUGGGUUCACACUUGAGCUGCGACACCCGGCACAGCCGCUGGAAAACGUCCCUGCGGGGUGGGGGGUUUGGAUUAGCGAAGGGUUCCGUGUUUGGGUCACAUCUGUGCAGACCUGGAACUGCCCCGUGGGGUGACGGGGACGCUCUGGCCCCGUGUCCCCGUGCAGGGGGGUCCCCGUGGGGAUGUGGCUAUCUCGGGGCUUUGAGAGGGACCCACGUGGCUGUCAGAGCUGGGAACAUGUCCCAUGGUUAGUCACCCACAGUAUUCCCAAAGCGUUUUUCAAAUUCUGGACACUAUUAGAUAUUUACAUUGAGCUCAUUCUUAAUGAGUAAGCUCCAAACACCAUCAGAGCAGAGCUUUCUACCUCUGUCAGUAGCUGCGUGUGCGAGCAGCUCGCCCGCCUUUCUGCCAUGUGCUGCCACGCGCCUGCUCCACCGCUGAGCUGCUCUUCACCGUCUGCCAUGUGGAAGUAGCACCAGAUAUUCCUUUGUGUGUUUCUGUGUAUACGGCUUUCGUAGUGGGGGGUUUCGAAGCACUGAUUCCCAGUGUUUUCAGUUUGUUCUAUGAGGGGAUAUUUCAUUUGCAUCUAUGUUUUUAGCUAUCCUGUGAUAACUUGUUGAAUAUUAAAAAAUAAAAAUAUUUUGCUUCUAUUGGGACAUUUGUAUACUCGCAACUAUAUUUCUGUAAACAGCCGCAGUCAAGAAUAAAACAAUGAAAGUUUUCAUUUUGCAGUGUAAA